CAGCUUCAGACUGACCUCAGUAGUGAUAAGCGCUGGCCGAUCCAACACAGGUAUCGGAGCUGUCCGCUAUUUUCUUUCUUGAACAUUUCCAGAACGCAUUACGGUAUAUAUCAACGUCAAGCUUUGCGUUCCGAAGAUGCCUUUUUAUAAGGAUUUGCAUUAUCAAAAGAGUUAAGUAAUUAAUUCUCUAACAACCUAGAACUUCAAGUUUUUGGUUUGAAACUUAUGUUUGUAGUGAGGACUCAUCAUCGGAAAGUUUCAUUAGCGACUGGAAAUCACCGGUAGAUCAACUUAGCAACAGGAGCUGAUUACCCUGAUGUGUUUGGCAAAACGUUAAUGAAAGUAUCGUGAAGUGUAGUACUUGGGUGAAAGGAACUUGUACAUUACGCGUUUUCCUUCGCUCGUUUCCUCUCCCUCCAAUGAUAUACCUUUUAAGAACGCUAGCAUUCACGAACUAGCUUCAGAAGUGAACUGCCUGUCAAGCGUAUUCUCAGCAGAAGCGAAUUCAUGAGCAAAAAGAGAGAACUCUAGGUAGGCGUGUGAGAUAGCGACGUAGCGGAAGUGAUCUGUUUGUAAUUCCGUCGUAACUUCGAGUUUUGCAAUGUGGAAGGAAAUGGGCAAAGUCGGUAACAAUUUGAGGACCCUCUGGUGGUGGGUGUGGAACGUCCUACAGAGUUUAGUCGGGGCGUCGAUAGUCAUCGUCAUCACGCCCUUAGUGGCUCCCAUUCUCCUGGUUCUGUGGAUCUGGCGAUGCAUCGUCGUCGUCUUGAUUCGAUUCGUUGACGGGCAUUGGGUGUACCCCGCGACGGGUAUGGAAGCCGUCUUCGCCCUCGACUCCGCUGGGGCAAGAGCCGUCAUCAGCGGGGCAGCCGUCCUGAAGGGGCGAGUCAGCGUCACGACGGUUCGGAAGCACAUUUCCGAGCGGAUUGUGGAGCUGAAGGACGCCAAAGGGAACUACCUCCAUCCGAAGUUCCGCCGCGUGGUGCAGAGGAGGUUCGGCGUGGUCGUUUGGGCGUGGGAGGAGAACUUCAACAUCUGCAGGCACGUCAAGCCCCUGCUGUGUCAGAGGCGUGUGCAGUGCCUUAUGGACGAGGACGACAUCGUUGGCGAAUUGGCCGCUCGUACCAACGACCAGUUCGUCCAGGGCCUGGCGAAGUGGGAGGUGCUGGUCGCCCCGCUGAAGCAGUUCGGAAACUACUUCGACUCCGGCCGGGACGACUGGGACUACACGGUGGUCAUGCUCCGGAUGCACCAUGCCCUCGGCGACGGCAGGUCCCUCGUCGGGCUCAUCGUGUCGGCGCUGGUAGAUCCGCCCUUGCCCGAUCCACACCCAUCGCCCGUGUGCCGGCGCCCUUUCACGGGCUGCACCACCCGCGCCAUGAGGGCGCUGUGGUCGAUAACCCAUCUGCCUUGGGUCAUGAUUAGGCUCCUCAUCAGGGGAGACAAGUCCGUCCUUCACGGGUCAAGACUCGGCGGAAUGAAGCACCUGGCGUGGUCUCCUCCCAUGUCUUUGGCGUCCCUCAAGAGGGGUCGCGUCUUGGCUGGUGCCACCGUCAAUGACAUCCUUCUGGCUGGCUUGUCCUCGGCUCUCUACAGACACUUCAGCCUAGAGAGCGCAAAGAUUCCGCCGCAAGUGAUGACAGUUAUCCCUGUGGACGUCACAGCCCCGAUGUCGUUCAUAUCACUGGCUAAUCGCAUCUCUUUGUGCACUCUACCGUUACCCACAGAGAAAAUGACUCCCAAGGACCGCCUGGAAGCGGUCCGGCGCCGAAUGAAUUUGCUGAAGCGCUCCCCCGACGUCAUGGUGAACUACCUCGCCCUUGACCUCAUCUCGAAUCUGGUGCCCGCCCCUCUGUCCAGGCGACUCCUCCACACCCACGGGGUCACUAUGGUCGUGUCCAAUAUGCCGGGACCCACGAAGGAAAUCAACCUAUUUGGGGAAAAUGUGGAGGACAUCAUGUUUUGGAUUCCCAACAAGAGCAGAACAGGCCUAGGGAUAUCCUUGCUCAGCUACUCUGGCACAGUGCGCGUUGGCCUUAAUGUGGACUCAGAGUUGAUAGGCCACAGAGAACUGGCCCAGAGGCUGUUGGAUGACAUGGUGGCCGAAGUUGAAAACAUCCUGGCUGAGAUUUCCCCACCAGAAAUAAACGAAGAAGAAUCAGGCUACCAAGCAGCAGUUGUUGUGGACGAUAAAAGCGACAACAGCGACCUCACUGAAGUUGUCGUCACCCACAGCACGGACGAGUACGACAACAACCAUUUAUCCACAUAUUCCGAUCUCGUUGACAGCUUAGACAUCAAGAAAUCAGACGAUCUGGACACAACGUUCGAAAGCGACGACUACUGCAAUCCAGAAGAUCUAGAUUACCUGAGGAAGAAUUUUCACGCGACGAGACUGGAAAUCCAGUCUUUUUUGUCGAGUAGCGCAGAGAGAAAUAAACUCAAAGGAAAGAUGAAGACGCGGUUUAACAGAAGCGAAAAUGACGUGAACAUCCUGAACAAAAGCCUGCGAGAUGAUUUGUAGUAUUGACAGAAAUAUACUAAGAUAAGUUUGUACAGCUGUAAAGUCUAUUUUUCUUUUGUAUGUUAAGGCCACAUGGGCAAUUUUUCAAGACCAAAAACGAAAUGGUCUUCCAGUUGAGUGAGAGACCUACGGUAAUGUUUGUUAACUGACAUUUUCAGUUUUCCAGUUAAGAAGCUGAACCGUUUCAGACAAAUUUAGUAUUAUAUAUGUACAGUGGAUAUGUUGCCUAUGUCUGGUAUUGAAAGUAAUACCAUGAAUCUACAACUACACAAUAAUUUUUUAUACUGAACAAAAACGUAAGUAAAACAGGACAACGAAUGAGGAAUCAGAAUAAAACAAUGCAGGUCAAUACUACAUGAUUCUUGAUAUUGCUAAUUAUGAAAAUAGGCCAAAUGAUGAGCUUGUGGUGAAAAACUGAAUAGAUAAUUACAUCUGGUGUUUUCAUAAUAUAAAAGUCUGAUGUAUCUUCAAAUAUUUGGGAGUUUGUGGGUUAUUAGUCUACUCUACCAUAAGUGUUACUGUUAAUGCAUUUGUAAAUUACUUCCUUCCUGUUUAUAUAAAAUUAAAUGCAACUUCUGUUAAAUAUAAAAGUUGCAGACAUAGAUGUAGAGGGGACUCUAUAUCAUUGGUUACGCAUAACUCGGAGAAAUACUAUGUCAAAUGCGUCGCCAUAAGGACAGUGUCUCAGUUAUCAAGAUUAGCCAUAACUUGUUUUUGUAUGACGUCACAUGCCUAAAAGUUUUCACGAACCUCGACUUUUCUACGUGUGCAAGUUGCAGGUAAAAGAACUGUUUAUCCAAAUACAAUUUUUUUUAUU
This is a messenger RNA of Macrobrachium nipponense, 3341 nucleotides long. RefSeq names its product nucleoporin SEH1-like (gene Nup44A). Gene Ontology annotation, molecular function: structural molecule activity; protein binding. Bases 602 to 2524 code for a protein of 640 amino acids. The record is from RefSeq and is a predicted model, not a curated record. Gene Ontology annotation, biological process: triglyceride biosynthetic process; cellular response to amino acid starvation; positive regulation of TORC1 signaling. The transcript is spliced from 5 exons. Gene Ontology annotation, cellular component: nuclear pore outer ring; plasma membrane; Seh1-associated complex. NCBI's taxonomy places the organism in Eukaryota, Metazoa, Arthropoda, Malacostraca, Decapoda, Palaemonidae.